This is a messenger RNA of Plasmopara halstedii, 303 nucleotides long. RefSeq names its product RxLR-like protein. Bases 1 to 303 code for a protein of 100 amino acids. The transcript has a single exon. NCBI's taxonomy places the organism in Eukaryota, Oomycota, Peronosporomycetes, Peronosporales, Peronosporaceae. The record is from RefSeq and is a predicted model, not a curated record.
AUGCGCAAAACAUUCUUGCUCGUGGCUUUCGUUGUUUUUGCAGCUAUAGCCGCUGAGAUAUCGGCCGAGACCAAAGAUUCAAAGAGAAAUGUUGGCUCCGAGCUCAAGAUUGAUAGUCAACGUUACCUCAAGAUCAAGCCGACCGCUGAUAUCGGAAAUGAAGAAAGGGGAGCUGUCGAUAAAAUUUUUGGAGCUCUAACCGAAUUCUACAAGGACUUUGUAGCACUCAUUAAGUCCAGGGCUAUGCGACAGGCGCAGCGAAUAAUGGCAAUCGUGAAUGGAAACAGCAAGAAAUCUGCUUAG